CUCGCAAAAAUGUAUAAUGAUCUAAUUACACCGGCACCACUCGAAUGGAACGUGAACAAUAUCGCCGUCUGCACAGCAAUCAUUCUCGUCAUGAUUAUCAAUGUCGUUGCUCUCAUCUUCACAAUUUUCUGGUGCUUGAGGAGCAAAGAUGAGGGAGGAGAAAUAGACAGUAAUGGAGUGGUCAUCAAUCAAUUCGUUGAGCCGAAUAUUCGAAUGAAGUUCAAAAUGCCGAAAAUCAGAGGUGAUGCGAUUCAUGAUAGUUCACAGGAUGUCUUCGAAUUGCGAGUUCCAAGGAAUGGAAAUCAAUUUGAUGCUUGUCAUGAACAGACGGUUAUCGUGGCUCGGAACAAGCGAAGCCGUACGUAUUCAGUCCCACUAGAAUCUCGGCCACGUACUCAAUCAACCGGCUCUGAACAGAUCCCAUAGAGCGAAUUUCAACUGCAAUAUACAAUCAAAUUGUCAAAUUUCAAACUGUAUAUAUCAGAUCUCCCCGUAUUUUAUAGUUUCCUACUGUUCACACCAACGUCAUGUUUUUAUCGAUUCUAAUUUUUCUAUGGCCAAUUGAGAACCCACUUUCUCAUCACCGAAAUGUUUUUUUGUAGAACUAAAACUUAUCAAUUACCAGAAAAUUUUAAAACCUUGUUAAAUAAAAUGUUGUCUUUUGAA
Messenger RNA from Caenorhabditis elegans, 666 nucleotides. RefSeq lists its product as uncharacterized. The record is from RefSeq and is marked reviewed. The coding region runs from base 10 to 426 and encodes 138 amino acids. The transcript is spliced from 2 exons. Lineage: Eukaryota; Metazoa; Nematoda; Chromadorea; Rhabditida; Rhabditidae.